AUCCCGUGACUCACCCCAGUAGAGUCUUCUUCACCUUUGGCCGCUCAAGUCUCUCUAUAUCUCUCUCUCUCUCUCUCUCUCUCUUUCUGCGCGUCUCCUCCUCUCCUUCUUUCCCCUGUUCUCAGUCCAAGACUGUGACCUCCCGCCAUGGCGACCCCCAAGCUCGGCCGCGUCCCCAGCAUGCGCGAGAGGGUCGAGGACACCCUCUCCGCCCACCGCAACGACCUCGUCUUCCUCCUCUCCAGGUACGUGGGCAAGGGGAAGGGAAUCCUCCAGCCGCAUCACCUCCUAGACGCCCUCGCCACCAUUGACGACCACGGCCGCAGCCAUCUCUCCGAGGGCCCCUUCUACGAGGUCCUCAAAUCUGCCCAGGAAGCCAUAGUUCUACCACCUUUUGUGGCCAUAGCCGUGCGGCCGAGGCCUGGCGUUUGGGAAUACGUGCGGGUUAACGUCUUCGAGCUUAGCGUCGAGCAGCUUACUGUGUCCGAGUACCUCCGUUUCAAGGAAGAGCUCGUCGAUGAGCGUUUCUAUAAUGAUCACUUUGUGCUGGAGCUCGACUUCGAGCCUUUUAAUGCCUCAUUCCCACGGCCCAACCGGUCGUCGUCCAUCGGGAAUGGAGUUCAGUUCCUCAACCGGCACCUCUCGUCUAUUAUGUUUCGGAACAAGGACUGCUUGGAACCCCUGCUUGAUUUCCUCCGGGCCCACAGUUUCAAGGGUCAUGUGAUGAUGCUGAAUGAUAGGAUACAUAGCGUGUCCAGGCUUCAGUCUGUGCUCGCAAAGGCUGAGGAGCAUUUGUCUAAGCUCCCACGUUCAACGCCAUUUUCUGAAUUUGCUCACGUGUUUCAAGAGAUGGGUUUGGAGAAAGGUUGGGGUGAUACAGCUGAACGAGUGCUGGAGAUGAUUCAUCUUCUGCUGGAUAUUCUUCAAGCUCCUGAUCCCUCCACUUUGGAGACAUUUCUUGGGAGGAUACCGAUGGUGUUCAAUGUUGUAAUUCUUUCUCCCCAUGGGUACUUUGGCCAGGCUAAUGUAUUAGGUUUGCCGGACACUGGAGGGCAGAUUGUCUAUAUAUUGGAUCAAGUUCGUGCGUUGGAGAAUGAGAUGAUUCUGAGAAUAAAAAAGCAGGGGCUGAAUGUUGAUCCCAAAAUUCUCAUUGUGACUAGGUUGAUACCUGAUGCAAAAGGAACAACAUGCAAUCAACGUCUUGAAAGAAUUUCUGGAACACAACAUACUUACAUCCUGCGGGUGCCUUUUAGAACUGAAAAGGGGAUUCUUCGGAAAUGGAUUUCAAGAUUUGAUGUAUGGCCUUACUUGGAAACCUUUGCCGAGGAUGCGGCUAGUGAAAUUGCUGCAGAGUUACGUGGCACCCCAGAUCUAAUUAUCGGGAACUACAGUGAUGGAAAUCUUGUUGCAUCUUUGUUAUCUUACAAAUUAGGAAUUACCCAGUGCAACAUUGCUCAUGCAUUAGAGAAAACAAAAUAUCCAGAUUCAGAUAUAUAUUGGAAAAAGUAUGAGGACAAAUACCACUUCUCGUGCCAGUUCACUGCUGAUCUGAUUGCCAUGAACAAUGCAGAUUUUAUAAUUACUAGCACCUAUCAGGAGAUUGCUGGAAGUAAGAAUACAGUUGGGCAGUAUGAGAGCCACACUGCUUUCACUCUUCCUGGUUUGUACCGUGUUGUCCAUGGCAUUGACGUUUUUGAUCCCAAGUUCAAUAUUGUCUCCCCGGGAGCAGAUAUGUCUAUUUACUUUCCAUACUGGGAAAAGGAAAGGAGGCUUACUUCUCUUCAUAGUUCAAUUGAAAAGCUGUUGUAUGAUCCAGAGCAAAAUGAUGAGCACAUUGGUUGGUUGGAUGACCGGUCUAAGCCCAUCAUCUUCUCCAUGGCAAGACUUGACCGGGUGAAAAACAUAACAGGACUGGUUGAGUGCUUUGCUAAAAACACUCAAUUAAGAGAAUUGGUAAAUCUUGUUGUAGUUGCUGGUUCCAACAAUGUGAAGAAAUCCAGUGACAGAGAAGAAAUUCAAGAGAUCGAGAAGAUGCACCAACUCAUAAAGACCUAUAGCUUAUUUGGCCAGUUCCGCUGGAUUUCUGCCCAAAUGAAUAGGGCACGCAAUGGUGAGCUUUAUCGCUACAUAGCUGAUACUGGAGGUGCAUUUGUGCAGCCUGCUUUUUAUGAAGCUUUUGGACUCACUGUUGUGGAGUCCAUGACUUGUGGUCUUCCCACAUUUGCCACUUGUCAUGGAGGGCCUGCAGAAAUCAUUGAGCAUGGGGUGUCAGGUUUCCAUAUAGACCCAUAUCAUCCUGACCAGGCUGGUGAACUCAUGGCUGAGUUCUUUGAGAAAUGCAAAAAAGACUCUGGUUAUUGGAAGAAGAUAUCUGAAGGGGGGCUCCGUCGAAUCCAUGAAAGGUAUACAUGGAAAAUCUAUUCUGAAAGGCUAAUGACAUUGGCUGGGGUUUAUGGUUUCUGGAAGUAUGUUUCGAAACUUGAAAGGCGCGAGACACGUCGUUAUCUGGAGAUGUUCUACAUAUUGAAGUUCAGGGACUUGGCCAAAUCUGUUCCCCUUGCAGUUGAUGAUGGACAUUAAUGUCAUUCCCUGGAUGUUAAAACUAAAACUUUUGUGGCUAUGUGGGUGCAAGUCUGAUUGUACAUAGACUGUCCUGGAGGCAGCAAAUCACCUUUGGAUUUUAUAAUGGGUCAACGUAUGAUAAUCCUGGCAUAUAAGCCAGCAGUUUGCUUAACCUUUCCUCCUUUAAACGAUGCUUCCAAUGACAUCUGGUAAGUAUAUCCUUGGGCAGAUGCCUUCUUCUCCAACCUCGAGUCAGCAGUUUACCUUUUGCCUCCCCUCCUGAUGCUUCCUUCCAAUAAGAUCUGUCAAGUGUAUAGCCUUGAGCAAUGCCUCCUCAGGCAAGAUGUGUUUGUAUAUUGGAAAGCUUACUCCACCAGGAACAAUGUUGCUUUCACGAUAUAGUGUUGAAUGCAUGGAUGUAUUACUGUAUAUAUGUGUUGGAAAAUAAGGUGAACUGAACAAGGAUUAAGCUGGACGGCCACUUUUCUGUAUAAAAUUGUCAGAUUUGUGUUUUAACUUGUGUAUCUGUCGUUACAA
Molecule: messenger RNA, 3099 nt
Organism: Elaeis guineensis (African oil palm)
Lineage: Eukaryota; Viridiplantae; Streptophyta; Magnoliopsida; Arecales; Arecaceae
Source: RefSeq, a predicted model, not a curated record